This is a messenger RNA of Telopea speciosissima, 3862 nucleotides long. Its product is annotated as histidine kinase 3-like. The coding region runs from base 88 to 3237 and encodes 1049 amino acids. Gene Ontology annotation, molecular function: phosphorelay sensor kinase activity. The record is from RefSeq and is a predicted model, not a curated record. Gene Ontology annotation, biological process: phosphorelay signal transduction system; phosphorylation. The transcript is spliced from 12 exons. Lineage: Eukaryota; Viridiplantae; Streptophyta; Magnoliopsida; Proteales; Proteaceae.
GAUACUUCGGUUUUCGCUUUUGCCCACUACUCCUCUCACAAGUGAAAUUAAGCAGAAGUGGAAGACCCACUUCUCUUUUUACCGUUUAUGGUUAACUUGUUCUGGUUCCUGUCGUGGAUGAGCUAUCUCCAUGUACUUGGGUUUGAUUUGAAGACAGCGCCUCUCUUUUUGACGCUAUGCUGUUGCAUUCUUUCUGAGAUCCCCAUGAACUGGUUCAUUAAUGGUGGAUUCAUGGAGAAGAGAGCUGGUUUUCUCGGUUAUAGAGAGAAAAUAUGGCUCAAAUUGUGGGAGAUCCCUGCAAACCGUUCGAAGCUCCACCACUACUACCAGUAUAUUUGGUCAAAGAUGUUCCCUAGAAAAUGGUGGAAGAACCUUUUGAUUGCCUGGGUAAUUGGUUGGGUCGUGGCGUCGUCAUGGCUCUUCUGGUACAUGAGCUCUCAGACUACCGAGAGGAGGAAGGAGACCCUCGCGGGCAUGUGUGAUGAGCGCGCGAGAAUGCUACAAGACCAGUUUAAUGUCAGUAUGAACCAUGUUCAAGCCUUGUCCAUUCUGAUUUCAACCUUUCACCAUGGAAAGAAUCCAUCUUCUAUUGAUCAGGCAACUUUUGCAAGGUAUACAGAGAGAACCGUUUUUGAGAGGCCACUAACCAGUGGUGUAGCCUAUGCUGUUAGGGUGCUUCACUCAGAAAGGGAACAAUUUGAGAAACAACAAGGCUGGACUAUUAAGAGGAUGGAUACAAUGGAACAGACCCAGGUUCAGGAGGAUGACUAUGCCCCUGAAACCCAGGAUCCAUCACCCGCUCAAGAAGAAUAUGCCCCGGUUAUCUUUGCGCAGGAGACUAUUUCACAUGUGAUUUCUAUUGAUAUGCUUUCGGGGAAGGAAGAUCGUGAGAAUGUAUUACGUGCUAGAGCAUCAGGAAAAGGGGUCCUUACUGCUCCGUUUAGGUUGCUCAAAUCAAACCGCCUUGGGGUCAUACUGACUUUUGCUGUUUACAAGUCAGAGCUCCCGUCAAAUGCAACCCCGAUGGAGCGAAUCCAAGCUACUGAUGGGUACCUAGGUGGAGUCUUUGAUGUAGAAUCUCUUGUGGAGAAGUUGCUACACCAGCUUGCAAGCAAGCAAUCCAUUAUCGUCAAUGUGUAUGACACCACUAAUCUCUCGCAAUCAAUUAGCAUGUACGGUCCGGAUGAAGAAGGUGAUGAUACGAUGUAUCAUAUAAGUACCCUUAAUUUUGGUGAUCCAAUCAGGAAGCAUGAGAUGCAUUGCAGAUUCAAGCAGAAGCUACCAUGGCCUUGGUUGGCAAUAACAACAUCAAUUGGUGUCCUUGUGAUUGCAUUGCUUUUGGGACAUAUAUUUCAUGCAACAAUUAAUCGUAUUGCCAAAGUCGAGGAUGAUUUCCAUAAGAUGAUGGAGCUAAAAAAACGGGCUGAGGCAGCAGAUGUUGCAAAAUCUCAGUUUCUUGCCACUGUUUCCCAUGAGAUCAGAACCCCAAUGAAUGGUGUCCUAGGGAUGUUGCAAAUGCUCAUGGACACAGAUCUAGAUAUAACACAGCAAGAUUAUGUGAGCACUGCUCAGGCCAGUGGCAAAGCUCUGGUCUCACUGAUAAACGAGGUUUUAGACCAGGCUAAGAUUGAAUCUGGUAAGCUUGAACUAGAGGCUGUCCGGUUUGAUUUGCGGGCUAUUUUGGAUGAUGUCUUGUCACUUUUCUCUGGGAAGUCUCAAGACAAGGGGAUAGAGUUGGCAGUGUAUAUCUCUGAUCGGGUUCCUGAAAUUCUUAUUGGAGAUCCAGGGAGAUUUAGGCAGAUCAUCACGAAUCUCAUGGGGAAUUCAAUUAAAUUCACUGAGAAAGGACACAUCUUUGUGACUGUCCAUCUGGUUGAGGAGGUGAUAAACUCUAUUGAAGUUGAGACAGAUUUUUCAUCAAAGAACACCUUAAGUGGGUUGCCUGUGCCAGACAGAUGCCGCAGUUGGGAAAACUUUGACAAAUUCAGUCAAGAGGGACAUAUGUGUCCACAGACUUUCUUGUCAACCUCCUCAGGGCUCAUCAAUUUAAUUGUAUCAGUUGAAGAUACAGGUGUCGGUAUCCCUCUUGAAGCCCAAUCUCGUGUUUUCACCCCUUUCAUGCAGGUUGGACCAUCCAUUGCUCGUAUCCAUGGGGGAACAGGUAUUGGACUGAGUAUAAGCAAGUGUUUGGUUGGUAUGAUGAAUGGGGAGAUUGGAUUCGUUAGUGAACCCCAGAUUGGGUCCACCUUUUCCUUUACGGCUGUCUUCACCAAUGUCCGCUCCAAUUCAACAGAGUACAAAAACCAGCAGAAUAAUCAGUCCAAGUCUUUGUCCUCAGAAUUUCAUGGGAUGACAGCAGUAGUUGUGGACCCCAGACCCGUGAGGGCAAAAGUGACAAGAUAUCACCUCCAACGGCUUGGGAUUCAAGUUGAAAUAACUUCUGAUCUGAAUGAAGAUUUUGCUAGCACAGCCUCUGGGACUGCGGUUAUCAACAUGGUUCUUGUUGAGAAAGAAGUUUGGGAUUCGGAUAUGGGUUUCUCAAAUCUCUUUGUUCACAAGUUGAGGAAGAUUGACCAAGUGGAUCUCCCGAAACUGUUUCUUCUGGCUAAUUCCAUCAGUUCUACCAAAACCAGGUCUGCAAAAUCUGUUCAGUAUACCCCAAUUAUUAUCUCAAAGCCCCUGCGGGCUAGUAUGCUGGCAGCAUCUCUGCAAAGAGCAAUGGGUGUUGGAAACACGGUCAACUGCCAUGACAGAGGGCUUCCCGUUCUCUCUCUCUGCAAUCUUCUUAAGGGCAAGCGUAUACUUGUUGUAGAUGAUAAUAAUGUCAACCUCAGGGUUGCUGCUGGUGCUUUGAAGAAGUAUGGAGCAGAUGUGGAGUGUGCAGCUAGUGGCAAUAAGGCAAUUGAAAUGCUUAGACCGCCUCACACCUUUGAUGCCUGCUUCAUGGAUAUUCAGAUGCCAGAAAUGGAUGGGUUUGAAGCUACAAGAAGGAUUCGGGAAAUGGAACAUGAUAUCAACAGUCAUAUUCGGCAUGGAGAAGUAUCUGCGGAAGCCAAUGGAAACAUUAUGAACUGGCAUGUACCUAUUUUUGCGAUGACGGCAGAUGUCAUUCAGGCUACGCGUGUGGAGUGCAAGAGGUGUGGUAUGGAUGGCUAUGUGUCAAAACCAUUUGAGGGAGAACAACUGUACCGGGAAGUUGCACGCUUUUUCAAGUCGACUCAGUCCCACAUCCAAUAGCAGGCACUUAAAACAGACUUGGUGGAGAGACAGGCACAAACAGCUAUUCUCCAGGACACAGUGAGACGCUUAAAUGGGUAUUCGGUUGUCCCAAAGGGUUUGAAAGGGGACCAAAAAAAAGAAAAAAACUGGUUGUUUGGAGUGUCUCUCGUGUGCAUGCCAUGCUCAAUCUGUGAUGGGUGGCCAUUCAUCACCUGGCAUCCAAGCUAAUAGCAGAACUAUUGUGUAUCAACUCCCAUUAGAUUCAGUGCCUUGGUAUUCAAAUGGACAGGUGAAAGUUCACAAAGACUAAACUGAAUACUGAGGGUUACUACUCUGAAAGGCAUGGGGUAGACACCAUGCACUUGGAUGAAUCAUGGAAGCUUCUGGAUUUACCAGACAAUGUAUCCUAUCCAUCUGAUAAUGAAGUUGAGAGCAUCAGGGAGAUUCCAUUUGGUUCCCUAAAAAAAUUGGGGGUGUAUUAUAGAUGUUUAUUUCAUACAGGUUUGACAGAUUACACAUGUUUUUCAGGGGAAAAAAAAGAAUUGAUCAAUGUAUAUUAGCCACAUCCAAUAAAGAUGAUUGAGGUCUAUUCACUGUAGCCCUUUAUGUACAUUUCCUUUCACUCUAGUUUUAUUACCAAAAG